AUGUCCCUGACUAGUAGGCCUGGGGGGAUUCGGACUGCGGACGUGCCAAAUAAGGGACAACCAAGACGCCGAGUCGUAGCGUAUUCGCAAAUUGAGUCCACUCGGGAGACGGUGAACCGCAAUGAAAUGGACCAGACAAAACUGGGUUUUAUGGUCAAUAAAGGCGGUGAGAUAAGGCAACUGACAAUGCUAUCAAAUGACACAUGGUGCGGCUCAGCUACAGGACCGAUUCUUCAGUUUCAGGAAACGUAG
Messenger RNA from Protopolystoma xenopodis, 252 nucleotides. The record is from the annotation of a GenBank genome assembly. NCBI's taxonomy places the organism in Eukaryota, Metazoa, Platyhelminthes, Monogenea, Polystomatidea, Polystomatidae.